Molecule: messenger RNA, 678 nt
Organism: Pararge aegeria (speckled wood butterfly)
Lineage: Eukaryota; Metazoa; Arthropoda; Insecta; Lepidoptera; Nymphalidae
Gene: Atg12
Product: autophagy protein 12-like
Exons: 4
Coding region: 109-477 (122 amino acids)
Biological process (GO): autophagy of mitochondrion; autophagosome assembly; C-terminal protein lipidation
Cellular component (GO): cytoplasm; Atg12-Atg5-Atg16 complex; phagophore assembly site membrane
Source: RefSeq, a predicted model, not a curated record
CAAAGAAAGUAGGAAGUAGAAAUUAAAUCCGCACAGUCAAUAAAGCAUAAAUACACGACAGACACAGGACCUACCACAGACGCAAAGUGACAUUUGACGUUUUACACAAUGGGAGAUGAAAAGGUACCUGACGACAUUUCUCAAGCAGAUUCAGAUAAUACAAAAGAGGUAGACCAAAAAGAAAAUGGAGAUAGCGUUAAAUCAGAUAAAGUUAAAGUUGACAUUUUACUGAAAGCAACUGGUAAUGCACCUAUAAUGAAGAAAAAGAAGUGGGCGGUGGAUGCAGAAAAACCCAUAGGUUGGAUAAUGGAGUUUGUCAAGAAAUAUCUCAAGCUGGAGCCUGAAGAGAAACUGUUCCUCUAUGUAAAUCAGACAUUUGCUCCAUCACCAGAUCAAAUAAUCAAGAAUUUAUAUGAAUGCUUUGGUACGGACGGCAAACUGGUGUUACAUUACUGCAAGACCCAAGCAUGGGGCUGAAUUUUAUGGGUAAUUUUAUAAGGAGUCAAGUAUGAGGCUUUAAUAAUAUUAGUUUUUUUUAAUAAUAUAUUACAUGGUGAUAUUUUUUUCGUCCAAGACAGCAGCUAAUUCAAUAUGUACAGUGCUUAUUGUAAAGGGUUAGCUCAAGGUUAGCUCAAUAUUGAUAUUCACUCUAAAUGAGUUUCCGAACAAGUAGCAUUC